CCUCAUGAAUGCUAGAUUUGUGGAUAGUCAUAGCCUCUGCCAGUGAUGGGAAGUUAUACCUUGUGUUGGUGCUGAAUCUCCCUGAAUAUGAUCCGAAUUGCAGCCUUAAAUGCUAGCUCCACAGUUGAGGAUGAUCAUGAAGGGAAUUUUAAAAGUCACAAAACCCAGACGAAGGAGGCUCAGGAAGCAGAGGCUUUUGCCUUGUAUCACAAAGCUCUGGAUCUGCAGAAACAUGACCGAUUUGAGGAGUCUGCCAAAGCCUACCAUGAGCUUCUGGAGGCACGCCUGCUGCGGGAGGCAGUUUCAUCUGGUGAUGAGAAAGAGGGAUUGAAACACCCUGGGCUGAUACUGAAAUAUUCCACAUAUAAGAACCUGGCUCAGUUGGCAGCCCAGCGAGAGGAUCUGGAGACAGCCAUGGAGUUCUACUUGGAGGCAGUAAUGUUGGACUCAACAGAUGUCAACCUCUGGUAUAAAAUUGGACAUGUGGCCCUGAGACUCAUCCGGCUCCCCCUGGCUCGUCAUGCUUUUGAGGAAGGGCUGCGGUGCAAUCCUGACCACUGGCCUUGCUUGGACAACCUCAUCACUGUCCUGUACACCCUCAGUGAUUACACAACGUGUCUAUACUUUAUUUGCAAAGCACUGGAGAAGGAUUGCAGGUACAGCAAAGGGCUGGUUCUCAAGGAGAAGAUCUUCGAGGAACAGCCUUGUCUCCGGAAGGACUCUCUCAGAAUGUUCCUCAAAUGUGACAUGUCAAUUCAUGAUGUGUCAGUGAGUGCUGCUGAGACAAAGGCCAUCGUAGAUGAGGCCCUGGGACUUCGGAAAAAGAGGCAAGCAUUGAUUGUGCGGGAGAAGGAGCCAGACCUGAAACUGGUGCAGCCAAUCCCCUUCUUCACGUGGAAGUGCCUUGGAGAGAGCUUGCUGGCUAUGUACAACCACCUCACCACCUGUGAGCCCCCACGACCCAGCCUUGGCAAGAGAAUUGACCUGUCUGACUACCAGGACCCCAGCCUGCUGCUAGCAUCUUCCAUGGUGGUGACGCCUGUCAGUGUGAUCCAGCAGAGCCCUGUCAACACCAACCCAGCCAUAGCUGUGGCUGAGCCUGUGCUCUCCUAUACCUCUGUGGCAACAGCUAGCUUCCCACUGCACAGUCCCAGCUUGCUGGAUACAGGCACUGCUGUGGGCGAUGUUUCUGGGGGAGAUAAAUCCAAGAAAGGGGUAAAGCGGAAGAAGAUUUCAGAAGAGAGUGGAGAGACUGCAAAGCGGAGAUCUGCCCGUGUCCGAAACACCAAGUGUAAAAAAGAAGAGAAAGUGGACUUCCAGGAGCUUCUGGUGAAAUUCUUGCCAUCCAGGUUAAGAAAGCUGGACCCUGAGGAGGAAGAUGAUCCCUUUAAUAACUAUGAAGUCCAAUCAGAAGCCAAACUGGAAAACUUCUCAAGCAUGGGGCCUCAUCGACUGUCCUUUGACUCGGCCACGUUCAUGGAAUCUGAGAAGCAGGAUGUACAUGAGUUCCUACUGGAGAACCUGACCAAUGGGGGCAUUCUGGAGUUGAUGAUGCGCUACCUGAAGGGCAUGGGCCACAAGUUCCUGCUGAGGUGGCCACCAGGCCUGGCAGAGGUUGUGCUCAGCGUCUACCACAGCUGGAGGAGGCACAGCACCAGCCUGCCCAACCCACUGCUAAGAGACUGCAGCAACAAGCACAUCAAGGAUAUGAUGCUUAUGUCUCUUUCCUGCAUGGAGCUCCAAUUGGACCAGUGGCUGUUGACCAAAGGCAGAAGCUCUGCAGUGUCUCCUCGUAACUGCCCUGCUGGUAUGGUGAAUGGCAGAUUUGGGCCUGACUUCCCAGGAACCCACUGCCUGGGUGACCUCCUGCAGUUGUCAUUUGCCUCAUCCCAGCGUGACCUGUUUGAGGACGGCUGGCUAGAGUUUGUGGUCCGUGUUUAUUGGCUGAAGGCUCGUUUCUUGGCACUGCAGGGAGACAUGGAGCAGGCUCUGGAGAACUAUGACAUCUGCACAGAAAUGCUCCAGAGUUCCAUUGCCAUCCAAGCAGAGGCAGGGGCUGAGCAAAGGGACAUUGUUAUCCGGCUGCCCAACCUCCACAAUGACUCCAUCGUUUCCCUGGAGGAGAUUGAUAAGAACCUGAAGUCACUAGAACGGUGCCAGUCCCUGGAGGAGAUUCAGCGGCUUUAUGAGGCAGGUGACUACAAAGCUGUUGUGCAUCUGCUCCGCCCCACUUUGUGCACCAGUGGGUUUGACCGGGCUAAACAUCUAGAAUUUAUGACUUCUAUUCCUGAGAGGCCAGCCCAGUUGCUUCUGCUACAGGACUCCUUGCUCCAGCUGAAGGAUCACCAACAGUGUUUUGAAUGCUCUGAUGUGGCUCUGAACGAAGCUGUCCAACAGAUGGUGAAUUCAAGUGAGGCUGCAGCCAAGGAGGAGUGGGUAGCCACAGUGACCCAGCUGCUACUGGGCAUUGAGCAGGCACUCUCUGCCGACAGCAAUGGCAACAUCCUGAAGGAAUCGUCCUCCACCACUGGCCUUGUCCGGCUCACCAAUAACCUCAUUCAGGUCAUCGACUGUAGCAUGGCUGUGCAGGAAGAGCCCAAGGAGCCCCAUGUCUCCUCAGUGCUACCCUGGAUCAUCCUGCACAGGAUCAUCUGGCAGGAAGAGGAUACCUUCCGUUCCCUGUGCCACCAGCAGCAGCUUCAGAACCCAGUAGAGGAAGGUGCACUGGCAACAGGAAUGUCAGAGACGCCCAUGCUCCCUUCCUCCCUCAUGCUGCUCAACACAGCCCAUGAAUACUUGGGAAGAAGGUCCUGGUGCUGCAAUUCAGAUGGGGCUCUGCUACGAUUCUAUGUGCAAGUUCUCCAAAAGGAACUUGCUGCCUCCACUUCUGAAGACACACACCCCUAUAAGGAGGAGCUGGAGACAGCCUUGGAGCAGUGCUUCUACUGCCUGUACAGCUUCCCUAGCAAGAAGAGCAAGGCCAGGUACUUAGAGGAGCACUCAGCCCAGCAGGUGGAUCUUAUAUGGGAGGAUGCCCUGUUUAUGUUUGAGUAUUUUAAGCCCAAGACCCUUCCUGAAUUUGACAGCUACAAGACCAGCACUGUAUCUGCUGAUUUGGCCAAUCUCCUGAAAAGAAUUGCUACCAUUGUGCCCCGUACAGAGAGGCCAGCACUGAGCCUAGACAAAGUCUCUGCUUACAUUGAGGGGACAUCAUCUGAGGUGCCCUGCCUCCCAGAAGGGGCUGACCCCUCUCCUCCAGUAGUAAAUGAACUCUACUACCUCCUGGCUGAUUAUCAUUUCAAAAACAAGGAGCAGUCCAAGGCCAUCAAAUUCUACAUGCAUGACAUCUGCAUCUGCCCUAACAGGUUUGAUUCCUGGGCAGGCAUGGCUCUGGCCCGGGCCAGUCGCAUUCAGGAUAAGUUGAACUCCAAUGAGCUGAAGAGUGAUGGACCAAUCUGGAAACAUGCCACACCUGUCCUGAACUGCUUCAGGCGGGCCCUGGAGAUCGACAGCUCUAACCUGUCCCUGUGGAUUGAGUAUGGCACCAUGUCCUAUGCCUUGCACUCAUUCGCUUCACGCCAGUUGAAGCAAUGGAAAGCGGAGCUGCCUCCUGAGCUUGUGCAGCAGAUGGAGGGCCGGAGAGACAGCAUGCUGGAGACAGCCAGGCACUGUUUUACAUCGGCAGCUCACUGUGAGGGCGAUGGUGAUGAAGAGGAAUGGCUGAUCCACUAUAUGCUAGGCAAGGUGGCUGAGAAGCAGCAGCAGUCACCAGCCGUCUAUCUGCUGCACUAUAGGCAGGCUAGCCACUAUCUGCAUGAGGAGGCUGCCCGCUACCCCAAGAAGAUCCACUACCACAACCCACCUGAGCUGGCCAUGGAGGCCCUGGAGGUGUACUUCCGGCUCCAUGCUUCCAUCCUGAAGCUCCUGGGAAAACCCGAUUCUGGGGUUGGUGCAGAGGUCCUGGUCAACUUUAUGAAGGAAGCUGCAGAAGGACCCUUUGCCAGGGGUGAGGAGAAGAAUACACCCAAAGCUUCAGAGAAGGAGAAGGCCUGCCUGGUGGAUGAGGACUCCCACUCUUCAGCUGGGACACUGCCGGGCCCCGGAGCCUCCCUCCCCUCCUCCUCUGGCCCAGGUCUGACAUCCCCACCUUACACAGCCACUCCGAUUGACCACGAUUACGUCAAAUGUAAAAAACCCCACCAGCAGGCGACGCCGGACGACCGAAGCCAGGACAGCACAGCCGUGGCGCUCUCAGACUCCAGCUCAACGCAGGACUUCUUUAACGAGCCCACCAGCUCACUGGAAGGCUCCCGGAAACCCUAUGCAGAGAAGAGGUUGCCCAUGCUCAGUGCCCAAACAGGACCAACUGGUAAAGACCUUCAGGGGGCCACAGAUGAAAGAGGAAAGACUGAGGAGUCCUCAGAGAGCACAGAAGGCUUCCGGGCUGCAGAACAUGGAGUCCAGAAACCUGCUAUAGACCCCCUGGCCUCUGGUUGUAUUCCUGUCAAGGCCCCAAUGUCCACACCUGCUUUGUGGGAUGGGAAGAAGAGGGGUGAACCCCCAGGGGAGCCAAUGGCCUUCCCCCAGGGGCUCCCAGCUGAUGCCGAAGAACAGCGCCAGUUCCUCACAGAGCAGUGCAUCGCCUCUUUUCGCCUGUGUCUGAGCCGCUUCCCCCAGCACUACAAGAGUCUCUAUCGACUGGCCUUCCUCUAUACCUACAGCAAGACCCACCGGAACCUCCAGUGGGCCCGAGAUGUGUUGCUAGGCAGCAGUAUCCCAUGGCAACAACUGCAGCACAUGCCGGCACAGGGGCUCUUCUGUGAGAGGAACAAGACCAAUUUCUUCAAUGGCAUCUGGCGGAUCCCUGUGGAUGAGAUUGACCGGCCGGGCAGCUUCGCCUGGCACAUGAACCGCUCCAUUGUGCUGUUGCUUAAGGUGCUGGCCCAGCUCCGGGACCAUAGCACCCUGCUGAAGGUGUCCUCCAUGCUGCAACGGACCCCAGACCAGGGCAAGAAGUAUCUACGAGAUGCAGACCGCCAGGUUCUGGCACAGCGGGCCUUCAUUCUCACUGUGAAGGUGCUGGAGGAUACACUGAGUGAGCUCGCAGAGGAGUCAGAACGCCCAGGGCCCAAGGCCUGUAGCCUCACUGGAGCCAGGAUGACCACCGAUGUCUCACACAAGGCCAGUCCUGAAGAUGGCCAGGAGAGCAUCCCCCACUCCAAGAAGCCCCUUUUGGCUGAGGGCUCAGGACCAGGUCCCGAGCCAGGGUGUAAAAUUGGCCCACUCAACCACCGGUCCAUGGCCAUGGAUGCAGGAGACAGUGCAGACCAGGGCAAGGAACAGAAGGACAAGGAGAGUUCCAGAGGAGGGCCUACUGAGCCUAUGGACACGGGUGAGGCUGUUAUUCAUCGCCCAGACUUGGAGCGGACACCAGCUGUGCUGCCGGGUCGCCCCCCAAGGGACCGGGGCCCUGAGAGCAGGCCCACUGAGCUGUCCCUGGAGGAACUGAGCAUCAGUGCCCGCCAGCAGCCCUCUCCAUUCACACCAGCCCCACCAGUCUCCACUACCAACUCUUCCCCAACCACUGCCACAGGGGCCAGGGGGGUCAGCCAUCCUGAGGAGCCACCCCCACGGCCCAGCCGCAAGAGGAAACUUCUGGAGGAUACUGAGUCUGGCAAGACACUCUUGCUGGAUGCCUACCGUGUGUGGCAGCAGGGCCAGAAGGGUGUGGCUUAUGACUUGGGCCGCAUUGAAAGGAUCAUGUCAGAGACCUACAUGCUCAUCAAGCAGGUAGAUGAGGAGGCUGCACUGGAGCAAGCUGUGAAGUUCUGUCAAGUCCACCUUGGGGCUGCUGCCCAGAGACAGACCUCAGGGGACAUGCCUACCACCCCCAAGCACCCUAAGGACAGCCGAGAGAACUUCUUUCCUACAGUGGUAAGCACCACAACACCUGACCCUGUGCCAGCUGAUGUGCUCCAGCAACCCAACGACAUCCACACCAAACCUCGCCCUGCACUGGCUGCUGCCACAGCUGUCAUCAGCUGCCCUGCCUCAGUAUCAGCCUCUACUCCAGAUUCAGCCAAGGACCCUGGGCCCCCCCAACCACACAGGCCCGAAGCCACCCCCAAUGUGGCUUCUCUGGGCCCAGAGGGAGAAGAGCUGGCAGGAGUGGCAGAGAGCACUGGCUUCCCACUUCAGGAGCCACGACGCAGUCAACAGGUGAAGACGGCCCCCACAGGUCCCCCAGUAGAGCCACACUGCUGGCCAACAGAGGCUACCCCCCAGAUAGGUGCUGAGCCCACCUGCAGCCAAGCUGCCAGCUCCGAGGUCCCCAGCAGUGGGAGUACUCAGCCACCUGAGGGCCAUCCAGGCAAGGCCGAGCCCAGCCGGGCCAAGUCCCGCCUCCUACCCAACAUGCCAAAGCUGGUGAUCCCCUCGGCCACCACCAAGUUCCCUCCGGAGAUCACCGUCACACCGCCCACCCCGACCCUGCUCUCCCCUAAAGGCAGCAUCUCGGAGGAGACCAAGCAGAAGCUAAAGUCGGCCAUCCUGUCUGCCCAGUCAGCUGCCAACGUGAGGAAGGAGAACCUGUGUCAGCCAGCUCUGGAGGUUCUGGAGACAUCCAGCCAGGAGUCUUCACUAGAGAGUGAGACAGAUGAGGAUGAUGACUACAUGGACAUCUGAGGAAGGCCUUCCAGAGCCCCACAGCCACACCCAAGGGGACAGAGUGGGCCUGGAAUCCCCUUUGGCCCAGACCCUGAGCAAGGCCAGAAACCUAAGUGGGUAUUAUUUCCCAUGCAGCCUCCACCGCCCACCAGCCCUGUCUUCCCAGCAUCCUGCUGUUCACAGAUUGGGCUGUCCACACCCACAGUGUGGGGGCCCAGAGGAAGAGGAGGAGGCCCAAUUUAGCCCUGUAAGGAUGGAUUGGUGUAUCUGCACAACAGGGCCAGCAUCAUUUUCUAUGAAAUGUUUGUAAACAUGCUCAUACCUAGCCCAGCAGGCUGUAUCUACAACCUGACCCCAGGACAAAGUGGGUUCUGCCUAGAUCCCAGUGGAGGCAUCACCUGGGCCAGGCUUGCCUCACACCUUUUUUUUUUUUUUUUUUUUGCGGGAGG
Molecule: messenger RNA, 7115 nt
Organism: Marmota flaviventris (yellow-bellied marmot)
Lineage: Eukaryota; Metazoa; Chordata; Mammalia; Rodentia; Sciuridae
Gene: Cabin1
Product: calcineurin binding protein 1
Biological process (GO): chromatin organization
Cellular component (GO): nucleus
Molecular function (GO): nucleosome binding; protein binding
Source: RefSeq, a predicted model, not a curated record